Molecule: messenger RNA, 1840 nt
Organism: Spinacia oleracea (spinach)
Lineage: Eukaryota; Viridiplantae; Streptophyta; Magnoliopsida; Caryophyllales; Amaranthaceae
Exons: 3
Coding region: 71-613 (180 amino acids)
Source: RefSeq, a predicted model, not a curated record
GGAGGAUCCUUUUAUAGAGGCGAUUUGUGGUUUGAUUUAGAGGUUCCAACCACGUGACUUCUUGCAUGCAAUGCAUCACAAGCAGGCUGUAGCCAGUCUAGCCAUUAAGCAGCUGUUUUGGGACCAGGAGAAGAUGGUGAUGUUACAAUCUGAACAACAAGGCGGGGAAUCAUCUAAAGAUCCUUAUGAUGAAGUGAUGGGUAAGGAUAAGCACAAAGGACAUUUACGCCAUCAUGGAUCAAGCAUGACCAAGUCUAAGAUGCAAAGAACAGGAAAGAAGUCAAGUUAUACCCUUCCUGAAGAUUUAUUAUACAACGUGAAAGUGAAUUUGACUAGGGAAGUUGCACAAGAUGUUGCAUCUCUUGUACUUUCUCAAAUUAAGGCGGCUAAUCCCGAUAUUAGUCUUGUCAUUCCUGAUUUUGGAGUAACCCCGGUCAAAAUGGUGAGAAAGAUGGAAGAGUUUCUUCUAAAACUACUUCAGAACAUCAGAAUUGAAGAAUUGAAGAAAGGCAACCAAUGUCUUUCCCCUGUGCCGAUAAGACCCAUAGUACAACAUAAUGCAUUGAAGACUGAAAUAUGCGGUGGAAUUUCACGUACUUUUACUAUUUACUAGUAUGUAAUAUUUUGAAAUAUGCAUUUGGUUAAAUAUUUCUUACCUUUUGGUAGUAUAUGGUACUUUAUGACGUUUUAGAAACUUGCGGAUGCAAACUCAUGUAAGCUACUUGAUAUUAGUUUGAAAUACAUCAAUAUUUUGGAUGUUGAUUAUAUAUAUGUCUUAUAGUUUUGUACAUUUAAUUCCAAAAUAGGUGAUAUACGACAAUUAUUGUAUAAAAUUUAUUUACCAAUAUAAAUAUAUAUAUAUAUAUAUAUAUAUAUAUAUAUAUAUAUAUAUAUAUAUUAAUAGCGUUAUAAUUGGUAUUUUCAGAAAAUGAAUACCAGAAGCGUUACAUAUUUAGUCAAAAGUUUGUUAAUGUUACAUUAGAAUCAGAAGAAAGCCAUGUUACUAUUGAACACUAUUGUAACAGAGACUGAACCAAAUGUAACAGACUCUUUUGAUAGUAGGUAGCGUUACAAUAGAUCAAUUAGAGUGUUACAGUAGGUCAUACACCGUUACAAUAGACAUAUAUAUAGUAGCGACCGCGAAUAUAACAAGGUAAGGAGCGUUACCAUAGACCUAUUAUAACGAAAUUUGACCAUCUUGUAACGAAUUUUGGUGUUACUAUAGACCUCGAAAUGUUUCCCUCAAAAUUCAAGAAGAAGUCUCUAAGCAGCUAGAGGCCGAGUUUAUUCGAGAGUCCAACUUUUCAGUAGAUGGUGACUUUAAACAAUGGUUUUUUUGAUUGGCCCAAGUGUGGUCAGAAAGUAUUUUGGUUGUGUUUCGCCCUCAGGGCAGCAGUCUUUUGUGUUGGCUUGUUCAUGGGGACAAGUAUUGUAAAUAUUGUGAACUUCUUGAUUUAUUAGCUUUGUGUUUGGUUUGUAUGGUUUGCUUUGUUUGUGGGAUGUUUGGUUUUUUGUGUGUUUGUUUGCAGGAAACCUGGCAUUCGUACCUUGCUUCGAUCUGGCGACGUCCUCAACUUAUCAAAGGCGGUGCUGUCAUAAAAACAUGUUGGGCUUCAAAGCAAGAAGGGUAAACCAAAUAAACGUAAUUUUGUAUUUCUUUAUGUGUGUAGUGUACAACGUAGGAUGUAGUAUGUUUCCCAGGCGUUUUGUAUGGCCUACUUAGUAAUUUGUAAAAUGUAAGAAUGUAAGAUGUAUUAUGUAAUUCGUAAUUCGUACAAGUAGUUGCAAAUGUAACAUAUGAAAAUUUCUUAUGGAAAUAGAAAGUAAUGUUUUGUGUUCA